Homalodisca vitripennis (glassy-winged sharpshooter) is the source of this 873-nucleotide messenger RNA. RefSeq names its product cell wall adhesin EAP1-like. NCBI's taxonomy places the organism in Eukaryota, Metazoa, Arthropoda, Insecta, Hemiptera, Cicadellidae. The record is from RefSeq and is a predicted model, not a curated record. The annotation marks the transcript as partial. The transcript is spliced from 2 exons.
AUGGUUCGCAAUUACGUGAGAAAGACAGGAAGAGGGAAGUAUGAAAUUGAGACAAUGGAGAGAGCGGUAAAAGAAGUGAGGGGAGGGAGAAGUAUGAGAAGCGUAGCUGCAGAAUUUGGAUUGUGUGAUAGAACACUAGCAAACUAUUGCAAGAAAUUGUCCGCUGCACCAGGUUCUACUGAUCCCUCAAAUGAAGCGGUGAUUAUUCAACCAAAUCCUAUUAUAUCUACUACAGUAAACAAUGAUCUGGUGAUUCCUGACACAUCUACUCGUGAUCCGGCGAUUCCUGGCACUUCUACCCAUGAUUUGGCAAUUCCUGGCCCAUCUACUCGUGAUCCAGUGAUUCCUGGCACUUCUACCCAUGAUUUGGCAAUUCCUGGCCCGUCUGUUCGUGAUCCAGUGAUUCCUGGCACUUCUACCCAUGAUUUGGCAAUUCCUGGCCCAUCUACUCGUGAUCCAGUGAUUCCUGGCACUUCUACCCAUGAUUUGGCAAUUCCUGGCCCAUCUACUCGUGAUCCAGUGAUUCCUGGCACUUCUACCCAUGAUUUGGCAAUUCCUGGCCCAUCUACUCGUGAUCCAGUGAUUCCUGGCACUUCUACCCAUGAUUUGGCAAUUCCUGGCCCGUCUGUUCGUGAUCCGGCGAUUCCUGGUGCUUCUACUGAAGGUACUGCUGCAACAAGCCAGUCAGCUCAACCAUGGUCGCAGUUUGGCUACGCACGGAACUGGAAGGUGUUUGAGCCAUUCCAAGAACAAAUGCUGGCUGAGUAUUUGCUCAAGGCAUCUGAUAUAUACUUUGGAUUAACGCCUAAGGAAGUUAGACGAUUUGCGUACACUUACGCUGUAGCAUGUAAUUGCAAAAUACCCCCAAGCUUG